Spodoptera exigua (beet armyworm) is the source of this 744-nucleotide messenger RNA. NCBI's taxonomy places the organism in Eukaryota, Metazoa, Arthropoda, Insecta, Lepidoptera, Noctuidae. The record is from the annotation of a GenBank genome assembly.
UAAAAUAAUCGAAACUUGACAGAUGUCACGUGACAUUACCAAGUAACUUGACAGUUGACAUACCUAACCUUAACACAUAUUUUAUGUACGUAUGACGAACGAAAUGAUGAUUAUAAUUUUUUAAAGAAAGAUCUUCUUUCAUCAUAUUAAGCUAUUUUUCACGAAUUUAAAUCGAAAUAAGCCAUAUUCAGGCAUGACGCCGGAACCAUAUAUUGUUGAUUUAGAUCCAGACACCAAAACAACCUUAAAAAUGUAUCUAAUCGAAAAUGUACGGAAUUCAGAAGUAAUAAGGAAUAAUAUUAUCCACGGCGUUUGGAAAUGUGCAGCCAUUAAGCCAGAAUUAAUUAUUGAGCCUUUUCAAGUAGCAGUAGCAGCAAACAAAGCUGUCUUAUCUGAGAAAUAUAAUACAAUGGUUACAAGAACAGUUUUCUCUGAGAUAUUGUAUAAUUUAUCAAUCACAAAAAAUAUCACCCAGAGUUUGAGCCGAUUUGGUAUAGAAAAGGACACCAAUUUGUUAUUAUGCUUUUUGGUUACUGAAGAUUCAGAUACCAGCUCUGAGAUUUUAUUGCAAAUUGAAGGUGAAUUUAUACCCAUGAAUGAUUUAAAAAGGUUUACAUCAGCAAAGAAUCUAAAUAAUCAGUAUAAAUUGAAUACUUUGGAGAAAAGUCAAGAGUUAGCUGAUAUUAUUAUCAGUAGAAUGGUAACUAAAAGUUUUGUAACACAUUAAAUGUACUUGAAUUACAA